This is a messenger RNA of Penicillium pulvis, 903 nucleotides long. RefSeq names its product Mitochondrial carrier protein. NCBI's taxonomy places the organism in Eukaryota, Fungi, Ascomycota, Eurotiomycetes, Eurotiales, Aspergillaceae. The transcript has 5 exons. Gene Ontology annotation, biological process: mitochondrial citrate transmembrane transport. Bases 1 to 903 code for a protein of 300 amino acids. The record is from RefSeq and is a predicted model, not a curated record.
AUGGCUCUUGUCGCUAAAUCGGAAGAAACCGAGAUAAAGAAGCCUCAACGGGUCAAGACGCCCCAAUGGGUCUCCCUUGUGUCCGGCGGAGUUGCGGGCGGAGUGGAAGCCGCCAUCACGUAUCCAUUCGAAUACUCAAAGACUCGUGUUCAAUUGCUGGACAAUAGCGCUAUCCGGACAUCUAAUCCACUGCGGCUCAUCUUCCAGGUUGCGAAGCAAGAAGGUGUCGGUGCUUUAUAUACCGGAUGCACGACUCUCAUUGUUGGGACCACGGCGAAAGCUGCUGUCCGAUUUGUGUCAUACGAUACAAUCCGCAAUUCCCUAGCAGAUGAGCGUGGCGUUCUCUCACCUGGUCGGGGUAUGCUGGCUGGAAUGACUGCAGGUGCAGUAGAAAGUGUACUAGCAGUGACGCCCACAGAGAGGAUCAAAACUGCCCUAAUCGAUGACGCGAAGGGAGCUCGUCAAUUCAAAUCCAGUUUCCACGCAACAAAGUUAUUGGUUCAAAGACAUGGUAUCACAGAGCUUUAUCGAGGUCUUGUAUCCACAAUGAUGAAGCAGUCGGCCACCUCGGCGGUGCGUAUGGGGACGUACAAUAUGCUGAAGGAGACCAUCAAGGCCAAAGGAAUCAAAACGAACAUGUUCACGACAUUCGGCAUCGGCGCCGUAGCUGGUGUUGUUACGGUUUAUGCGACACAGCCGUUUGACACUAUCAAGACACGAGCACAGGGUGUCCAGGGCGCCGGCAUUAUGGAGGCCUCCAGGAGUGUGAUCAAAGACUAUGGAAUCCGGGGAUUCUGGAAAGGCAGUUCGAUGCGACUGGGUCGUCUCCUUUUGAGUGGCGGAAUCGUGUUCUCUGUCUAUGAAGAGGUGUCGGCAAUUUUGUCGCCCGGAUCACAUAGAUGA